Messenger RNA from Gongylonema pulchrum, 567 nucleotides. The record is from the annotation of a GenBank genome assembly. Lineage: Eukaryota; Metazoa; Nematoda; Chromadorea; Rhabditida; Gongylonematidae.
AAAAUUGAUUUUAAUUUGACUGGAAUGGGUGAAUUUGUCGAAUUGCCUGGUUUGCUGAAUGCAAUUCGCGCCAUUAUAGAUACCCAAGUUUCAAGCCUUUGUGUGCUUCCCAACGAAAUUGUUGUGUCACUGGCUCCGGAUGUGGAUGUUACCCAGCUUUACUUCCCAGAACCAGAUGGUGUGCUGCGUCUGAAGGUUGUUGAGGCGAAAAAUCUGGAAAAUAGAGAUAUUCAAUUUACAAAAAAGUCGGCAAUUGGUUCGCAGUUCUACAAGACUCGUGUAAUUGACAACGAUUUGAAUCCAGUGUGGAAUGAGUAUUUCGAAUUUGUUGUUGAACAGGCAAAUGGCCAGAAGCUGCGUAUGGAACUGUUUGAUUCGGACACCGUCAGCAGUGAUGAGGAAUUGGGAAGGCUGGAAAUUGAUCUAAUCAAUAUCAAGAAGAAUGGACACAUUGAUGACUGGUUUCCAUUGGAUGCUUGUAAGCAUGGCGAUAUCCGUAUACAGGUAAGCAUACCGAAAGAAAAUGAGAAAAGCAAAGAAAGAGUAGGAGAUAAGGAAUCAGUGUAA